AAAAAUAUUUUUCCGUGGCCAUAUUUUUAUAUACUUCCGGGUUUUUUGACCGUACUUGAGACUCAAACCUUACUGUUUAUAAAUUCAGCUAGGUCAAUUGUAGCAAGAAGUUGAAUCAAGUUGUCAUACAACUAUAUAUUGUAAUAAUGAUGAAUGAUGUUGAUGAGCGAAAUCUUUUGGAUGAUGCUGAUGAGCAAAAUCUUUUGGAUAAUGUCAAUAAAAAGAAUCUUUUAAAUGAAGAUGAGAAAAAGAGGUCAGAAAGUGCUAAAUCAAUUGAUUUAAGUGAUAAUUCAUUAUUGGUUGAUAUAUCUGAUGCUCUAAGUGAAAAAGAGAAAGUCAAGUUUACUGUUCACACAAAGACUGUUCUACCAGAAUUUCAAGGGACUGAUUUUUCUGUCAUUCGAGAACAUGAAGAAUUUAUAUGGUUGCAUGAUAGAUUUGUAGAAAAUGAAGACUAUGCUGGCAUUGUUAUUCCUCCUCCACCACCAAGGCCAGACUUUGAUGCAAGUCGUGAAAAAUUACAAAAGUUAAGCGAAGGUGAAGGUACAAUGACAAAGGAAGAAUUUCAAAAAAUGAAACAAGAACUUGAAUCUGAGUACCUUGCUACAUUUAAAAAAACAGUUGCCAUGCAUGAAGUCUUUCUUACAAGACUGGCUGCACAUCCUGUGUUACGCAAUGAUCAUAACUACAGAGUGUUUCUUGAAUACAAAGAAGAUCUAAGUGUUCGAGGAAGAAACACAAAAGAUUUCUUAAAAGGUAUUGCAAAAGGUAUUGCAAAAGGAGUUGAUGAAAAACUACUAUUAUCUGGACAAAAGGACAUAGAUGAGUUUUUUGAAAAUGAAAAAAAAUUUCAAGUUGACUUUUUUAACAGAAUUAAAGACGCUGCUGCAAAAUGUGACAAAAUGACUAGUACUCAUAAAAAAAUGGCAGAUGCAAUAAUAAAAAUUGCAGCUGAACUAGGGGAAAUGGGAACUAGUGAAAAUUCCAAUCUUCAUUCAGUUUUAACAAAAGCAUCAGAGUCUCUGGAGAAAUUAAGGAAACUCGAAGGACGUAUGGCAACUGAUGAGGAUUUAAAAUUAGGUGACCUGCUAAAGUACCAUAUGCGAGACACAGAGGCAGCUAAGGGACUUCUCUAUAGGCGUAUGAGGUCGCUUGCCAACUUAGAGAAUGCUAAUAAAAAUUUAGAUAAAGCUAGGGCUAAAAAUAAAGAUGUUAUGGCUGCUACUUCAAUGCAACAAACAGCCAAUGAAAAGUUUGUAGCACUAUCUGAUACAGCAAAAAUAGAACUAGCUGAUCUUAAGAAGAAAAAAGUUUCUCACUUUAGAAAAAAUCUUAUUGAGUUGGCGGAACUGGAACUAAAACACGCAAAGGCACAAGUAUCGUUGCUUAAUAGCAGUUUGGUUUCGCUACGAGAAAUGUGAUGGAUGUUCAACUCGUUUUUAUUUAUUAUUGGUUUUUUUAAAAUAUAUUAUCUUGUUUCAAUAUUAUUUUUAGUGAAUUGAAAAUUUUAUAGUCCUAUUGAGAGAUGUCAAACUAGAUUUUUUUUUUUUUUUUUAAGAAAAAUAAAAACCGAUCUAAGAAUUUUGUAAAUUUCUAUGAAGAUUUUGUAAUUGAACGUAAUAGUGAUAGUUAAUUACAAUCAUGUUUAUUAAAUAUUUCUUUUUGAUUAUUUUCUAAUUUUCGAUUUUGUUAUGUAAAUGUUAAUAAAUAUGUGCGACAGUUGUAUAUGGUAAUAAAUAUGUGCGACAGUUGUUUUCUUUUUGAAAUACAGAAAUUUUAUUUUGUUAA
This is a messenger RNA of Hydra vulgaris (swiftwater hydra), 1788 nucleotides long. Its product is annotated as sorting nexin-32. The record is from RefSeq and is a predicted model, not a curated record. Gene Ontology annotation, molecular function: phosphatidylinositol binding. Lineage: Eukaryota; Metazoa; Cnidaria; Hydrozoa; Anthoathecata; Hydridae.